UUUUCAGUGCCGUAGCGGGCUUCAAGAUAUUGGAUUUGGGGGGAGGGGAGGCACGAAGCAGAAACAUUAAGAAAACAAUGGGGGUUAAAGCCAGCCACACCCCUACUACUAAUAUUCAUUACCUUUAAAACUUUUUAAAACUAUUGAGGGGAGGGGGAAUCAUAGAGAAAAGGCACAAUAUUUUACGGUCCUUCAAUAAGAAAUUACCAAUUUUUGGGCGGUCGAGAUUCUAUUCAAGAUCACGACGACUAUUGUUCGUUUUAAUGACACGAAGUUGAAGCGAUAUAAAUAUCAUUCUUUUGAGUGCGAUGAUGCCGAAAUUAUCCCGACUAGUAAUAGGUUCCCAUAAUGUGAUCCCUUUCAUCUCAUGUUACUUCUUUUUAAUGGUGCAACUAUAUAAAGAGAAAUAUGAUGGGGUGAUUGCAAAUAUGCAACAGCAUAGCUUAGUGACAUUUAAAAAAAAUAUUUUAUUUUGCACUAGGCUUGUUUUGUCACAGCUGCAAACCGAAACGAUAAGGGAUGUAUUUGAAUGCAAUUUCCUUUGAAGACCCGCAAUUUAUACACUAUUUGUCAAAUAACUAUCAAUUGAAACAUAGGAACGAUUUUUGUAUUCAUGUCUCCCUACUCCAGCAUACAGCUGCGCACGACAAAAUCCGGAACUUUCAGGGAAAUAAUUAAAAGAGUCGCGCUGGUUUUCAACCCAAAUCUUAUCCAAAUCCUAGACGCCCGCUAAGCGUAGCCCCAGCGUUUGUGAAAAAAGUCAUAAUACAAUAAUGGUCAUUUCAAUAUCAUAUUCAUGAUAUCAGUCUCAAUUCGGUUUGACGAAUCGAAAAAGAAUCAAUUAAAAUAUGUAGGAGGUCUAAUUAGGAAAAUUAACAAAUAAUAAUGAGAUAAGCGUGGCUGGAUAAAAUGUUAUAAAGACUUCGACACAACCUGCACAUCUCAAAGAAGAGAGAAGACGAAUGCUUCUUUCAAGUGGAAUAAGCGUGUUCUAACGAUAGUUUGGACUUGACACCAAAUUUGCGCAAACAUGACAAACAAUUUUUCGUGUUAUUUUUACUCCACAUGGGCCCAGAAAGGCCCUAAAACGCAGACCGAGUUCGCCAUAAUCUUUGGGUUGAACGGGAUCACAAUUCUUCCCGCCAUCGUCCUCAAUACAUUAGUACUCAUCUCGAUAUGGCGGACACCAGCGCUUCAUACGCCGUCUAUGGUACUCAUGACUAACCUUGCUCUGUCGGAUUUGGCUGUCGGGGCAAUUGCUCAGCCGAUAAUGAUAGCUUAUGCAGCCUUGGAGUUUGAAGUCGAUAACUGGCCCAGAACUUUCUGCUAUGUUGCCACGAUAUUUGGGAAUGCAGGGACAGUUUUUGGCGGUGUUUCUAUGUUCAGCCUAACAGCAAUUGCCAUUGACCGAUUCCUCGCCUUGCAUUAUCAUCUUCGCUAUCCCGCGAUUGUUACUGCAAAGAAAGCUAUCGCCGUUUGCCUUGUUUUCUGGGCUUUCUCAUUUUUUCUUGUGGCCAUUUGGUACAUACUUGGAAACAAGAUUUACACGUUAAUUGUAAACGUAUGUAUAGUAGUUCUUUUUGGAAUUACUAUUGUGAGUUACUUUAAAAUCUACAAGGUGAUCAAAAGACAUCAGACUCAGAUUCAUGUGGUCGAGUCUAGCGUAACCGCUUGUGGAGAGACUGGCUCUAAUGCUCAUAACACUGCAAACACCAAAAGGUAUAAGAAAUCUGUGAUGAAUAGCCUCGUGGUGUACUUUGUGUUUGUAGCUUGUUCCACGCCUUUCGCUUGUGCCUUUGCAUACUGGGAGGUCACACAAAAUUACUUUCUGUCGCCGAUACUUGUAAGGCUUUCAUUGUCGGUACUUUUCUCUAAUUCCUGCAUUAACCCUAUUAUCUAUUGCUGGAAGAUGAGGGAGUUGCGUGAGGCAGUCUGGCAGAGUGCUACGGGGCUCAGAGACUGUCUUGUUGGAGUGAAGUCAAGAGCAAAUAAGGGUCCCCCAAGUACCGCAUGGAUUACCGCGAUUCGGUACUAACAUAGACCUGCGUUAAAACACCUGCGAGCGAGGCAUGUACUAACACAGCCUGCGUCAAGACUGGCGCGUAGCUUCGCAUGGAUCACCGCGAAAGGAAAAGAUUCAAACUUUAGGCCCAACACCUUUAGGUUUUCUUAGCGGGCCCCGAAAUAUUGGGGGAAGGGCGAGGAGAGGAAAAGAGAAACAUUAAGAACAUUUCUAGGGCACUGGAUGGCCAGAAAGUUGUUCUAUAAUUAUGUCGCUGUCACCCUAUGGGUUCUUCCCCCCUCAAAGUCACGUGAAUAUCUGGGCAUAAUGAGGAGUGCCCCGCCAAACCUAGUAUUAUAUAUACCUAUUUUUCAUUGUGGACAGAAAUGGUAAAAGGAAGUAGCUGAAAAAGAAUUCCGAAACUGCAUUCUGAGUUUUUAUGAAAAGAAGAGAGCAUUUUGUAAGAUUGUUCUAAAUCUUCUAAAGCUUCUUAAAACAUGGGUGCGUACGUGAAGCUAUAUUGCAUAUUGCAUAUCUUUAUUUAUUUUUAUUUAGAGGCUUCCGUCACGACGUGACGAGGGAAUUGCUAACUCCGACACACUACACGUGACAGGACAACACUAAUUUUACAGAACUAA
Messenger RNA from Nematostella vectensis (starlet sea anemone), 2640 nucleotides. Its product is annotated as alpha-1D adrenergic receptor. Gene Ontology annotation, molecular function: G protein-coupled receptor activity. The record is from RefSeq and is a predicted model, not a curated record. The coding region runs from base 1031 to 2035 and encodes 334 amino acids. Gene Ontology annotation, cellular component: membrane. The transcript has a single exon. NCBI's taxonomy places the organism in Eukaryota, Metazoa, Cnidaria, Anthozoa, Actiniaria, Edwardsiidae. Gene Ontology annotation, biological process: G protein-coupled receptor signaling pathway.